Schistosoma spindalis is the source of this 1983-nucleotide messenger RNA. The record is from the annotation of a GenBank genome assembly. NCBI's taxonomy places the organism in Eukaryota, Metazoa, Platyhelminthes, Trematoda, Strigeidida, Schistosomatidae.
AUUGUCUUGUGAAAACGUUUGCUGGUUUUCUGGUUGUUGCAGAAUAUACUCUCAUUUCAAGCCUGGUCUUCUCUCUCUAGAUAGCGGGGCUGGGACGCGUCAAUAGUUAGCUCACUGGUCGUUGGUCAUCGAACCUCGUUCUCGUUCGCAGAUUUAAGUGAACUCGUUAAGCUUCAAACCUAAUAAUUUGGCGACGGUGGUUUUUCAAUUAUGGACCCUUCCAAACUUGAACUGUUACUUGAGCAGCAGCUGAAAUUGAUGCAAAUGUUGACGGAGACCAGGGUUACAUCUCCCUUACAGCCAAGCACGUCUAGUUCAACCACGGCACCAUCAGUAGAUGGCAUCGCAAAUAGUAUAGCUGAAUUCCAUUACGAUCCUGAUGCUAAUGUUACUUUUGAGAUGUGGUUCAGGCGUUAUGAAGAUCUAUUUAAAUUUGAUUUCGCCAAUCAAGAUGAUGCUUGGAAAGUGCGGAUGCUACUUCGUAAAUUGGGUGCAACUGAGCUGGAUAAGUAUUGCAAUCUGAUCCUGCCUUUGAACCCACGUGAACGAUCUUUUGCAGACACAGUUCAAACAUUAAGUCAACAUUUUGGCGAUAACUCGUCACUGUCUAAUACUCGUUAUCGAUGCUUGAAGCUAACUAUGAACGAAGAUGAUGAUUUCCUUACGCAUGUGGGCGUUAUCAACCGUGAAUGCGAACGAUUCCGGUUAAAGUCUUUGACUGAAGAUCAGUUUAAAGCCCUGAUCCUCAUUUGCAGCUUACAGCAUCAAAAGUUCAGUGACUUACGGAUAAGGCUACUAAGUCGGUUGGAUCAAGAGCCGAAACUCACCCUGAGUGAUAUAGCUAAUGAAUAUCAACGUCUCAUUAAUCUGAAACGAGACACUUCUGUGGUACAGAGUGGUGGGUCUAACCGAUCUGAAGUACGAGCGGUGCAACAGACACCUUACAAAAACAAAUACGUCCCUGCUCCAUCCAGUCCAUCCCACUUCAGCUCGGGACGACAGACUAAAGCAAAUCCCCCUGCUCCUUGCUGGCAAUGUGGUGCAUGGCACUACGUUCGAAACUGCUCAUUUAAGCAACAUCGAUGCAAGAAGUGUAAGGUUAUCGGUCAUAAGGAUGGGUUUUGUCUGAGGAAAAAGAAUCCAAGUCAAUCCAGAAAUAACAAAAAGACCCUUCCUAGAUCCCGCACUAAUUCUUUGAGCUUAGUAUCUUCAUGUCAAAGCUCAUCACCAGGUGAGAGAAAAUUUAUUGCUGUUAAUAUUAAUGGGCACUCAUCUACAUUACAGAUAGAUACUGCAUCAGAUGUCACUAUCCUCUCACGUAAGAUUUGGACUAAAAUGGGCAGCCCAAACCUGCAGCGUACAAUGCAGAAGCCUCGUACUGCGUGUGGUAAUUACCUUCACCUGCUUGGACAAAUGGAAUGUACAGUUACUUUCCGUGAUUCGGCGUUUGUUGGGGUAUGUUACAUAACACCAGCUGAUCUAAAUUUACUCGGGUUAGAUUGGUUUGAUCAGUUAAAUUUAGCUGAUGUCCCGUUGAAUACCAUAUGCAACCUGGUAUCACAACCCCAACUACGACAACAACCACAUGACUUAGAAGCAUAUACAAGGAACUUAAUGACGCAGUUUUCAACUAUUUUUCAACCUGGAUUGGGUCGGUGCUCUGCCAUGAAAGCAACACUUCGAUUGAAAACGGGGGCUAAGCCUGCUUUUCGUCCAAAGAGACCUGUGUCUUAUGCAAUAUUGCAAACAGUAGAUGAAGAAUUGAAUCGCCUUUAACAACAAGGAAUUAUUACUCCCAUUUCCUAUUCUGCAUGGGCAGCCCCUAUAGUUGUUAUCAAGAAGGCUAACGGCACGAUACGUAUAUGUGCUGACUUUUCAACAGGUCUCAAUGCAGCUCUGGAACAACAUCAUUAUCCUCUGCCUGUCCCCGCAGACCUAUUUACCAUGCUGAAUGGAGGAAGGUUCUUCGCUAAACUUUAUCUA